Didymodactylos carnosus is the source of this 813-nucleotide messenger RNA. NCBI's taxonomy places the organism in Eukaryota, Metazoa, Rotifera, Eurotatoria, Philodinida, Philodinidae. The record is from the annotation of a GenBank genome assembly.
AUGCGAAGAAAGGGAGGCCUGAAUUUCGGCCCACGAACUUUUUCUGCAUCAUCAAAGUGUACACAAGAUGGUGAAUGUGUUCACACGGAUGACUGUGCCAAUAACUGUACAAAAAAUUCAGGUCCUCAAUGUACAAGAGCCGAGUGUAUCAAUGACCAAUGCCAAUCGAUCCAACCCUGUUCUCGUCAAACGUGUUCAAAAUCAAAUGAAUGCGUUUUUAAUACUCUUGUUGCAUGCAAACCUCAAACAUGCCCUAAUGGUUAUGAACCACCAUGCACUGAACCAAGGUGCAACGAUGGUAUUUGUAGUAUCAUACCGGCUUGUUCAAAACGUGUAAUAUCAACAACAAGAACAACGUCAUCACCAAAUUCAAGAAACUACUGCCAAACAGUGAAUGAUUGUGUCACGAAUAAACGCUGCAUUGAUUGUAACAAAGGCCGGGGACCUGCUUGUACUCAAGUCACAUGUACCCACAAACAGUGUGAGGUUAUAGAACCGUGUUCACAACAAUUACUACCUCAAUGUACACAUGACAACGAAUGUUUACACACAGACGAUUGUCGAGCCAAUUGUAGCCAAGGCAUGGGACCUAAGUGUACGAAAGCUGAAUGUCUGAAUGAUCAGUGCGAAACAAUACCACCUUGUUCAAAGCAAACAUGCUCUAAAAAGAAACCCUGUAUUUUUGAAACAUUCGUAGCAUGUAAACCCAAGACCUGUCCGAAUGGUUAUGAACCACCUUGUACAGAAGCUCGAUGUAUCGAUAACAUUUGCCAUAUAAUACCGCCAUGCUCAAAACAUACUAAAACUGUGUAA